UCAUAUAUAUUCUUAUCCAUAUAGAAUCCUAUAGCUUCUGCUGAUGGAGAAAAAGAUGCAAGUGGAAAACAGAAAAAGGACGUUCCAGUUGUCUCUCUGAAAGUUUUGACUAAUGGGACAAAUGGUGUAGCUGUAUACAUUCCUCCAUGUUCAUCAGCCAACACAGGGAACAAUGCAUACUCCACUUUACCUAAAACUGUGCAAUCACCAGCCGUACGUUAUGUUACAGACAUGCAGCAAAACUCCCACAGUAAUUCCUUCUCUUCUUUUCCAAAUGUCCCUAUGUUACCAACACCACCAGUUUUUAGACCUUUCUUUCCUAAUUAUAUGUUUAUGCCACCUCCAUGUCAAUUUCCAUCCACUUUUGGAGGUAUACCAGCGCAGAAUUCAUUGGAGAUGCGCUUUCCUACUUCAACACCAGUCCCAUUUCCACAGGUGCAGCAGAACAUGAUACCUCAAGCAAAUGCCUUGUUUGCUUCUUCAUUGAUGAAUUAUCGUCCACCUAAUUUACUUGGCCAGAUUUCAGGAUUAGGAGCAACCUCUUCACCACUGCAGUUUCCAGUAUCUUCCCAUUCACCAGUUUCAAGUUCUGUACCAUUGCUAUUUCCUGGUGGCGUAAAUAACACCAACAUCAAUCCUUUUCUAAAUCCUCAGAGAAAUUUUGCUCAACAAGGAAAUCCAUCACUUCCUUUACCUGCUGCACCUCCAGUCAAAUCUCUACAGUGGUUUCAAGGUCAUUCCAUAAGAAAAACAAAAUGAUGGAUCAUGUUUUAUUAUACUCUGAUGAAUGUUCAAAUAUUCAUGCUUAACAAGUUCACCAUCUACAUUAUUGUGCCAACUUUUAUUUGUUUGUUUGUUUCAGCAGCAAAAUGCUGUAAGUUUUACGCAGUAUGUAUUCUGUGUUUAAUAUUAGUUCCUAGUUUUACAGCCAAAAAUAAAACUUUUCAUGUGUGUUUUUAUGUAAAUAGUGUUGCAGAUUAUAUAUGAAGUGUUAACAAGUUUCAUAAAUUGUCUAAAGCAAUGGAACUAAAGUGAGUGUGUCAUUUAAUAUGACCAGAUUUUUUUUUACGGGUAUUCUUGUUUUUGUGUUAUUUUAAGUAGUUAUAAUUAUGUGUUUGUAUGUUAAGUUUGACAUAAGCAUAGUGCAACAGAAGCUAGGUAACUUCUUAAAUCUGCUCUCAAUUUCUUCUGUACUUGGUAUUAUAUGUUUUAUUGUAAAUGUCGUAAAAUGUUUCAGCAUAAUAUAACUUGUAUUCAUUAUAUAUGUUGAAGUGCCAAAAUAUAAGGCACAGUGUUAUUGGCAUGUAAUUCUUCUAUCUGAAUAAAUGUGGCUAUUCAUUGUGAUACUUAAUCAACAAGUUGCUAGAAUUGUUACAGUGAUAUGUUAAUGACUAUUUAUAAUGCAGUCAUUUUAUUGGAUGCCAUUUGCAAGACAGUUAAUGAAGUUUUCAGUGAUUGAUAGGGGUUUUUAGUAGGAGUUAUGAGGGUUGAUAACUGAGCCAAUUCUGUAUAACCUUAUGCAUUGUAAAAGCAUGCACUAUCCUACUGAAACAAACCAUCUCCCUGCCAUGGAAACUUGCAAAUAUGGAAUGAGAUCUGACUUUCUUAAAAGCUGAUGAUAUAUAUUAGUUGUAUGUGAGGAAGAUACCACUUGCAGUGGUGCUUUUUUGCAUAGGGAAAUCAGAGUUCUUCCAACACAGCCAUGUGGUAAAAUUCAUAGUUCAAUGAUGAUUGGCUUCCCACAGAAAGGCAUUAUAAUGUCACAGAAACAACAGUGAUACCUGACAAAUACCAAAUCUUGUGGAAUGCUGUAUUCACAAGUAGUGAUUAGCAACACCAUUGAAUUUAAAUGUGAUUUAAUGUAACUUUUACUUGUUAUCAACAUGAGGACAUCUACUCUUAUGACAUUCCACUGAUAUUUGAUAGAAUUUAUAUAUUUCUGGAUAUUCUUUCCAUUGUUGUCCAUAAAGAUACAAUAAUAUCUGCUGUCUCAGAGAUAAAAUUGCUUAUCCUAUGUUAGUUCGAAUGCUGAUAAUUUUUUUUUCCAUAUCUCUAAACUCUGAAUCUGACAUUGAAGCACUACUGCAGAUUCAAAAUUAUUCCUACAUUUAGCAUUCAACUGAAAACUAUUUUGGGGAGGUUGGUAAUAGCAGUCAUAAGCUUAAUAUAAAGUUAUACCUAAUAUUUUGACAUUUCAGAUUAUGUAUAUACAUGUUUCAUAUUCUCUUUUAUUGUAUUUUAUUUUAUGUAAAUACAUAAAUGAAUAUGCUCGGUCAUUGUUUUGUUGUUAUAUUUUUAGUUUACUGAGAUUUGUAAAUAUUCGACUUUUGAAGUAUCAGUAUGAAGUUUAAAAAUAAAAUAUGCAUCUGUAAUUUAGUAUAAUAGUUUGACCUUUGUUUACUUUAUGAAAAGCAUCAAGUUCUAAUUUUUGGUCACAUUAAAAAAAUUGCUAUUUCUAGGAAAGGUUUAUGCAUGCAUUUUAUCUUGCAGAAUGUUCUUUUCAAAUAUACUUCAGGUUAUUGCAAAAUGUUUAUUCUUGCUGUGUUGUAUUUUGGUUAUUUUGUGUUAUUGAAUUCCAUAGUUAUUUAUACAUGCAUACACUCAUUAAUACACAUUAAAUAGCUGCCAAUUUUUGCCCAUAUGAGUGUGAGUCUAUAAGUGCAGAGCAUUUAUUUUAGUAUUUAGAACUAAAGACUAUUGAGUAAUAACUUAUUCAGUAGUGCAUGCAUGCAUAAUGCAAAUAAAUAAGCGAGUAGAAUAAAGCAUUUUGAACAAAUUAGAAAACAUUUGCAACAAAACAGAUACUUAGUUAAUGCAUAGUCUGUAGUUCUUAGUUAUUUGCAAUCUGUUUGUUUUUCUCAAGGAGGAAGGUUAGUAAUCAUUCAUA
Molecule: messenger RNA, 2887 nt
Organism: Stegodyphus dumicola
Lineage: Eukaryota; Metazoa; Arthropoda; Arachnida; Araneae; Eresidae
Biological process (GO): box H/ACA snoRNP assembly; ribosome biogenesis; pseudouridine synthesis
Cellular component (GO): sno(s)RNA-containing ribonucleoprotein complex
Molecular function (GO): RNA binding
Source: RefSeq, a predicted model, not a curated record